Messenger RNA from Lindgomyces ingoldianus, 2076 nucleotides. RefSeq lists its product as uncharacterized. Lineage: Eukaryota; Fungi; Ascomycota; Dothideomycetes; Pleosporales; Lindgomycetaceae. The record is from RefSeq and is a predicted model, not a curated record. Gene Ontology annotation, molecular function: calcium:proton antiporter activity. The transcript has 5 exons. Gene Ontology annotation, biological process: intracellular calcium ion homeostasis; calcium ion transmembrane transport. The annotation marks the transcript as partial. Gene Ontology annotation, cellular component: fungal-type vacuole membrane.
CCGCUCAAUGCCGAGGCAGCGGGAGAGACACCUUCCCCCGUAGCACCAGAACCAAAACCUCCCAUGUUCACUCGCAUGAAAAAUGGCACUGUCCGUUUUGGGAAACACACAAAAGAUGCCUUACUCCACAGCUGGGUUAAUGUGCUCUUGAUAUUUGUCCCCAUCGGUAUUGCCGUUCAUCCCGCAGGCCUCUCCCCAGAAAUUGUCUUCUCCAUGAAUGCUAUUGCUAUCAUUCCUUUGGCUGGUUUGCUGGCGCAUGCUACCGAAGCUGUUGCGGCUCGGCUUGGAGAUACGCUUGGGGCCCUGCUGAACGUCUCUUUCGGAAAUGCCGUCGAGUUGAUCCUGUUCAUCAUCCUGCUUGCUGGCAACCAGGUCCGGGUCGUCCAGGCAGCAUUGCUUGGGUCUAUCCUUGCAAAUCUCCUGUUGAUUUUAGGAAUGGCAUUUCUGCUCGGCGGUUUGCGCUAUCAGGAGCAGAUAUACAACAGCACCGUUACCCAAAUGAGUGCGUGUAUGCUCAGCCUGGCUGUCAUGAGUUUGCUAUUACCAACAGCAUUCCACUCGGCCUUUUCAAGUUAUUCAACGGCUGACCUUCAGACAUUACGUGUCAGCCGUGGCACAAGUGUGAUCCUUUUAGUAGUCUACGUUCUCUAUUUACUGUUCCAGCUAAAGAGCCAUGCCUACAUGUACGCUAGUACACCCCAGCAUAUCAUUGACGAGGAAUCUCACCCUGGUGUCCUAGCGGAUAUCCUAAAUUCUUCGAGCUCGUCAGAUUCUUCCUCGGACUCCAGCAGCACAGACAGCGACAGCUCGGCUGGUUCGCAUACGACUGCAAAGAGGAUUAGACGCGCUUUCCGAAACCGGAAACGCCGUAAGUCCAGUGCAAGCUCUAAGGACACCCCUUCAGCACCCUCUGUAAUGAGCUCACCUUCUGUUGAGAAACACAACAAUUAUUUUGAAUCUCGCAAUGGCGCUGACUACGAAAACAUCUCUAACUCCAACCCCAUGUCUCGUACAGGAUCCAUUUUGGGCGCUAUCUUGAGCGGAGAUGAAGCCGAUACCGACGAACUUUCUCACGCUCCGCACGUUCGUGACUUUGAAGCAGGUACAUCGAUCUCCCCACCCGUUGGCAGGCGUGAAAAGCGAAAAUCGAAGCACAAGAAGAAGCACCGAAAACAUAGGCGCCUUGAUGUGGAGAAAGACGAAAAUGGUCCCCGCCCAUCGUCGCGCGGGGAGGACAACUCACCGAGGGUUGCUUUUGCUGAUGAGGUUCAGCAGGCAGAAGUCGCGCCAGCACCAAAGCGACCUUUCGUUCUCCGGCCGGCUUUGCCAUCGCUGCUUUCAAACAAUGUAUUCAACAACCCUCAAAAUCCUCCACCACCCACUGGCUCUCCUGCCCUCAGCAACAUUCGCAUGGCAGGACCUAGAACGCUGCGCCGCACAACCUCUCUGCCUGAUCGCAUCAAUCGUGUCGGUUCUCAAUCAAGUUACAAUAACCGGCCUACCCUCUCACAUCACGCCACUCGAACCCCAACCGUCGUGCAAUCCGAGGUAGAGGAAGAAGAAUCCCCUGUGAUGUCUCGCACUGCGGCGAUUAUGAUGCUACUUCUUAGCACUGGAUUAGUUGCCAUUUGUGCUGACUUCAUGAGCGACGCCAUUGAGCCUAUGGUUGAAAAGACUGGCAUCAGCCAAGCUUUCAUCGGUCUGAUCAUCCUCCCCAUUGUUGGAAAUGCAGCCGAGCACGUUACCGCUGUCACAGUCGCCGCAAAGAAUAAAAUGGAUCUUGCUAUCGGCGUUGCAGUUGGUUCUUCCAUCCAAAUUGCAAUCUUCGUCACACCCUUCAUCGUCAUCCUUGGUUGGAUCAUGGGCAAAGAGAUGUCACUCUAUUUCAACAUCUUCGAGACUGUGUCACUCUUUGUCACAGCCUUUGUCGUGAACUUUCUUGUCCUCGACGGUAGAAGUAACUACCUCGAAGGAAGCUUACUAAUUGCUGCGUAUAUUAUCAUUGCCGUAGCCAGCUUCUUCUACCCUGAUGGUUGUGAUGCAUCACAAAUUGGAGGACAGGAGGGUUCGUGCUAG